CGACGUAACGGUUUCUGGUCUGAAUGUUUUUAUUCUUUCAUGGCGCAUGUCGUGUACGUUCAACGAGGAAUAAUUAUCGCUCGCAUUUGACGCAGUGCGUUAAUCUCAUAUUACAAACGGAGAAGAACGUUAUAUAGUGCCGCGUGUUACGCGAUACGCUUUCCGAGUUAGUAAAUCUGUGUUAGUGGUUUGUAACAGAAACGCGGCGGUUAGGCACUGCAGAGAAAACUUGACAUUGGAACGGCCAUUUUGGCGUGUUGUUUCCUAAUCGAGUGCUCAGCUCAGCAUCGAUAUCCAUCCAUUUCAAGGAAAUAAAAUACUUCAUCUGUAUCAAAAUGAUGACAGAAACACAUAUAAACUCCAAUCAUGUCUUAAAUUCUGGUUUGGCACCCAAAUCAGAGAUAGACAAAAUGGAUGAUGUCGGUUGGAAAGCCAAAUUAAAAAUUCCACCAAAGGACAAAAGAAUUAAAACUAGUGAUGUUACCGAUACUCGUGGCAAUGAAUUUGAAGAGUUUUGCCUGAAGCGAGAGCUAUUAAUGGGAAUCUUUGAGAAAGGCUGGGAAAAGCCUUCUCCGAUUCAAGAAGCCAGUAUUCCUAUUGCAUUGUCUGGUAAAGAUAUCUUGGCCCGUGCAAAGAAUGGGACUGGCAAAACUGGGGCCUACUCAAUUCCAGUGCUAGAACAGGUUGAUUCACGAAAAGAUGUGAUCCAAGCACUGGUAAUUGUACCCACCAGGGAGUUAGCUCUCCAAACAUCACAAAUCUGUAUUGAACUGGCAAAACACAUGGAUAUAAAAGUAAUGGUAACUACCGGAGGAACAAACUUACGGGAUGAUAUUAUGAGGAUUUACCAGAAAGUGCAAGUGAUAAUUGCAACGCCAGGAAGAAUUCUUGAUCUCAUGGACAAGAAUGUUGCAAAUAUGGAUCACUGUAAAAUUCUAGUUUUGGAUGAAGCGGAUAAGCUUCUAUCGCAAGAUUUUAAAGGAAUGUUGGAUCAUGUAAUUUCUAGAUUACCACACGAACGUCAGAUAUUGCUGUAUUCAGCCACAUUUCCUUUGACGGUGAAACAAUUCAUGGAGAAACACUUAAGAGAUCCGUACGAGAUUAAUUUAAUGGAGGAACUCACAUUGAAAGGUGUAACACAGUAUUAUGCCUUUGUACAAGAACGACAAAAAGUUCAUUGCCUUAAUACGCUGUUUUCCAAGUUGCAAAUAACACAAAGUAUAAUAUUCUGCAAUUCAACGCAACGCGUUGAAUUACUUGCAAAAAAGAUAACAGAUCUUGGUUACUGCUGUUAUUAUAUACACGCGAAAAUGGCGCAGGCACACCGAAAUCGCGUGUUUCACGAUUUCCGAGCAGGACUAUGCAGAAACUUGGUUAGCAGCGAUCUCUUCACGCGUGGUAUCGACGUACAAGCUGUGAACGUCGUAAUCAACUUUGACUUUCCAAAAAUGGCAGAGACAUACUUGCAUCGUAUUGGUCGAUCAGGACGAUUUGGCCAUUUAGGUAUAGCAAUUAACCUAAUCACAUAUGAGGAUCGCUUUAACUUGCAUCGUAUCGAACAAGAACUUGGAACAGAAAUUAAGCCUAUCCCAAAGGUAAUAGACCCAAAUUUGUAUGUAGCAAGACCAGAAGACAAUAAUAGUAUGGAAGAGGGUAACGUGUCCAAGUAGUUUCGAUACAUCGUCAUUAUGAAGUUUUACAUGCGCUCAAAGAGUUUAAAGUGUAAAAUGGUGAUUGUGACUCGUACGUGUAAGGCAUACAUUGCUAUGCUUUGAACUCAACAGAGUGAAAUGUUACUUCGGUCUGGAAUGAAUUGUCUGGUGUGUUUAACAGUGUAUAAAGACAAAACAGUGCUAUGAACGUUUAGAUAAAAAAAGUGGUCUAUAUAGAAAAAAAAUUGAAAAUUUCAAUUAACAUAGUAAGCAGCGGAAACAUGAAUUACUUGUAAAUAAGGCAUAUACUGAUUAUGAAACAGUGAACUCAGUGAAUGAAUAGAUGCGAAUGCCGGUGCGAGUCAUUCUUUGUACAUAAAUACAUAUAAAUGUACAUAAUCUAAAGUGCGUCAGAGUCAAGCCAUUAUCAAGAGCACAAUAUGUAAACGAGUACAUGAGUAACAUAAUAAUCAUAACAUUUUACCGCAACUGUAAAUAUUACAUGAAGAGUAUCCAUCGUUUUAAUAGUAAAUUUUUAUACAACGGCUUCAUACUUCCAAGGUUUUUUUGUUCUGUAAGGAAAAUUGUGAUGGCAUGUGAGAUUUAAAGGAAAAACAGCAGAGUGAAAGGAAAUUCAUACUUGUGUGCUGUUUAUGAGAAUCCGAAUAUUGUAUAUUAAUCCAUAUGCCUAUUACUUUUGCAUCUCCAUAGGAAGGUAUAAAUUCUCCUUAAAUAUACAAUCACAAAUUCGAAAUAUUGUAUUGAUCUUAAUAUUUGAUCAUGGCUUGAUUUUGCUACCUGUCAAUGCUGUCAUACAACUCUGAAAUUCGAAUCACUUUUCAAAAAAGCAAGGCUAUCUUUUCUUUCUGUAAAGCGGUAAUAAAAACGUUUUUUUUUAACUUAAUCGUAAUUUUUUUUACGAAAUUGUGAUUGAACGUCAGAGGUUGUAAAAUUGACUAGUUUUAUAUAAUUAUUUUGUAUAAAUACCUGGCUGGUGGCAUUUAUCAAUGUUAGGGAUUCAAUGUCUGAUUUCUAUUACGUAUUUGUGUCUAGUAAAAAUUGAUGCUUCAACAAGCAAGAGUAAUGAAAUUACCUAAGAAGGAUUUUAUAUUACUCUCAAGACACACUUUAGGUAAAUCAAUAAAGGUACACGAAAAUUUACACAUCAUACUAUAUAGCAUACUAUAACAUUUUUUGUGACAGAUGAUGAAUUAACUGCCAAAAUGUAAUCUAAUAAUAGAAGAUCAUCAUGGAAUCCCUUUUUAUUCUUGGUUUUUCUCUUUGAUAUCUGUGUACAUGUUAAUUGUACAAUAACAAACAAAACAACAACAAAAGACGUUUAAGAAAUGACUUCGAAUCAGAUUUCUCUUAUAUUAUUCAGAUUUUGUGUGAAGAAAAAAGUGCACCGCCAGCCAAGACAACUUAGGUUUAUGGAACGAAAUGCGUAUACAUUAAUAGGCAAUAGUAGAAUAUUUCUUACUUGAUGCAAAAAUUUCAACGAGAAAUAUUACUGAGAGCGAUGGAAAGCGGUUUGGAAUGCCUUUAGUCUUAUAAUAUCAGUUUUGACAGGAUAUUUUGCUUUUGCGGUGGAUGACAACAGGAGAGAUGUCUUAUGACAGAAAGAUUGACUGCUGGAGCAGAAAGUGUGAACAUUCGAAAUUUUGCUACAGAACAAAUAUGAAAACUUAAUUAAGCGAAACUGAAUGUUUUAACAUGCAUACAAUUAUAUAUAUAUAUAUAUUUUACUUCUGAAGAAAAAUAUUGAACUUUCGAAUCAGUGCGUAGUUCCAAAAAUGCAUGUAAAACUCAUUGACUUAAAAAUUUUUAACUUCUAAUUUAAUGUUUGUUAUACGCAACACAUAUGUAUUUAAUACAAUAACAAGGAAAGGCAUGGUAUUAGAAACCAAAUAUUGGUAAAUACAAGUAUUUGAUACGAGCGUUCUAUAUACUGACUUGUAUGCAUAUCAGGGAUAGAACGAAGAAUUCUUCUUCGUCUCGUUAUCCGUCACAAAAUUACGAACGUAUGUAUAGUAUACCGGGUAAUGCAUCUAUUGCAGAGAACAUUUUACAAUCCUAUUCUACUAUACGUGAAUGAUAUGCUAUACAAUUAUUAAUCAUUGACGUAAGAAAAUAUCUCUCUUGUGUCAUCAUCCGAGCAUUAAUGCUGUGAUUUAAUAUUAUGGUGUUAAAAGCAUUAGAAACCGUUUUUUUUUUAUGCUAAUGAAAAUAAUCAUAAUUUGAUACAUACGACGUUUCAAUAUUGGGAAAAUAUGUCUGCGAUACACGUAGCGGUGUGGACAUUAUCAAUCGAUUUACACUUUUUUUGUCAGCUUGAGAAGAAUGUGAUGUGGGAAAUUGAUGUUAAUGUAGGAAAUCUCAAUAAGUGAUCGUAACACAAGCGCGCAUCUGAUUGUUGCGAGGAUAAGGCAUAUUAUGAUGCCUGAAGCGAUAGAGGAAAGAAAAUUGCUAAUAAAAGAUCAAUAAGCAAAA
Messenger RNA from Dufourea novaeangliae, 4142 nucleotides. RefSeq names its product putative ATP-dependent RNA helicase me31b (gene me31B). The record is from RefSeq and is a predicted model, not a curated record. The transcript has 8 exons. Gene Ontology annotation, biological process: cytoplasmic stress granule assembly; P-body assembly. Bases 336 to 1670 code for a protein of 444 amino acids. Gene Ontology annotation, cellular component: P-body; cytoplasmic stress granule. Gene Ontology annotation, molecular function: RNA helicase activity; mRNA binding; ATP binding. Lineage: Eukaryota; Metazoa; Arthropoda; Insecta; Hymenoptera; Halictidae.